Messenger RNA from Falco peregrinus (peregrine falcon), 2028 nucleotides. It is a transcript of the gene MSC, whose product is annotated as musculin. Bases 224 to 835 code for a protein of 203 amino acids. The transcript is spliced from 2 exons. Gene Ontology annotation, molecular function: DNA-binding transcription factor activity, RNA polymerase II-specific; RNA polymerase II transcription regulatory region sequence-specific DNA binding; protein dimerization activity. The record is from RefSeq and is a predicted model, not a curated record. Gene Ontology annotation, biological process: regulation of transcription by RNA polymerase II; skeletal muscle tissue development. NCBI's taxonomy places the organism in Eukaryota, Metazoa, Chordata, Aves, Falconiformes, Falconidae.
CCACCCCGCCCCUUCGCCCGGCAGAUGGUUUGCGCCGCGGACACCCGAUAUAUAGCGCUGUCAAGGGGCGCAUCCCCCCCGCGCGCCCCCCCCGCGCCUCCGCGCCGGCACGGACUCUCCGCGGCGGGGCCGCCCCGCGCUGGGCCGACUCGCCGGCGCGCCUCGGCCGUCCGCCCCCUCCCGCCUGCCCCGCUGCCCGCCUCCCGGCCUCCCUCCCGGGACCAUGUCCACGGGCUCCGGGAGCGAGGCGGAGGAGCUGCCCGAGAUGGACCUGCGGGCGCUGCAGCUGGACUACCCGCCGCCGCCGGCCAAGCGCCAGCCCCGCGGCGAGCUCUACCCCUCGGGGGACAACUCUUCGGCGGCGGAGGAGGAGGAGGAGGAGGAAGAGGAGGAGGAGGAGGAGGACGGCGAGGGCAGCUGCGCGACGGGACCGGCGGGCAGCGGCUGCAAGAGGAAGCGGGCGCGGGGCGGCGGCCCCGGGGGCAAGAAGGCGGUGCCGGGGCCGCGGGGGCCGCCGCCCGAGGGCAAGCAGUCCCAGCGCAACGCGGCCAACGCGCGGGAGCGGGCGCGGAUGCGGGUGCUGAGCAAAGCGUUCUCCCGGCUGAAGACGAGCCUGCCCUGGGUGCCACCCGACACCAAGCUCUCCAAGCUGGACACGCUGCGCCUGGCGUCCAGCUACAUCGCCCACCUCCGGCAGCUCCUGCAGGAGGACCGCUACGAGAACGGCUACGUCCACCCCGUCAACCUGACUUGGCCAUUUGUGGUUUCAGGAAGACCUGACUCUGACACCAAAGAAGUUUCUACUGCCAGCAGAUUAUGUGGAACUACCGCAUAGUCAAAGUAAAUUGGGGUGGGUUUUUUUUAUGUUCUUGACUUUUUUUUUUUUAUGGGCUGGAUAUUUUUAAGAGCUGUGAUUUAUCAGCUUGAGACUAGAAGAUGGGGCAACCCCCCAUCUCCAACAGUGUUAAAUCCAUGUCCCCUGUCACUCUUUUCCCUUAGAGUUCUAAGGGCAGUUUAUUUAAAGCAGUAAAGAUGGGAGGCGGUUGAAGUUAAGAGGUUUUAUGAACUGACUGCAGCAGCUGAAGUCUGAGAUUUGGAUAGGCCCUUCUUUGGCUUCAUCAUUCUUACCACUGUCUGAGGGCCUGUUGUUCUGAGGCUUUUAACUAACGGAAGAGGGAUAUAAUGAUAUAGAAUUAACUGCAUGGACCAAAAUACAACUCUACAAACUAACCCCAAACAGUGUUAUUUGUAUUCUAAAGCAAAGCAGUAUUUUAGAGUAGCUUUGAAACUCAGAUAGAUUUAUAAUAUAUUUUGAUGGCUUUCAUAUUCAUGGAUCUGGUUUACUGCAACUAUGCAAUAAGUAUAGUCAUACUUUUUUUUUUUUGUCUUUUUAAUCAGGGUUUUCUUAAAAAAUGUGUAAAUGGCUACAUUCUGUAUUUAGGCUACUGUCCAUUAGAAUUAAACUAAUUCCUUUGGUUUUGCCUUGAAGUGCCACAUGUAAGAAUGUGGAACUGUCCCUAGAAAUGUGGCAGAGCUUCUGUGCCUUAACCUGGAAGGGAGUUCUGCUUACCAUAUGGCCAGGGUGCAUGUGCCGUAAGGAAUGAGUUUGUGUGAUGCUGCAAAAUAAUGAGAAUUCACAAUGUUUUAAACAUUUUUCCUGUACUGUCAUGCUUACUGUUGUCAAGUUUACCCUCAAAUGAGUUCUAGUGACAUUUCUUCACUGAUUCAAAUACUGUAAUAAAAGAAGAUGCCAUCAAAUAAGUUGCAAAUGUAAAUAACUCUAUUUUUUUAUAAAUUACAUUAAAAACUUGGUUACAAUUACUUACUGGUACUGUGACAGUGUGUGGCUCCAUCAGUAUAGAAACAUCUUUGUCAUACAUGUUCUUGAAACCUGCUUUUGUAAACAGUUAUCUUCCUCAUCUCUUGAAAGCAGAUGCAUCUCCAGACAGAGCCAGAUAAGAACACUUUCACCCCAGGUGAUUCAUGUGGAGUUCAGUACUGUAUCAAUCAGCAGGGGAAACCACAUUU